GGGGCCUGAGGUGGGCCGGGGGAUGAAGAGAAAGGCGGGGAGGCGAGGGCGGGCUGGGCGGAUUCGACGAGCGCCGCGGCGGUUGGCGAAGCGGCCGGGGUGCAGCCUCCCCGGUGCGAGGAACGGUCUCCGCUGACAGAUCCCCUUCUUCCGGCCGCGCCACUCGGGAGGCGGAUCCCGGGGGCCUGAGGAGGCUUCCCCCGCCCGCCUUGCUCUCACCUCCUUCGCUGGCGCUGCCGCGGGUCCACCGAGCGGCCUCUGAGGAGCAGCCGCAGGAGGAGGAGGAGGUCGUCGGGGGCGGCGGGCGGAGACCGUGCUCUCGCUUCCCCGGCGGCGGCGGGGGCAGGACAAUGGAGGUGGCGGUGGAGAAGGCGGCGGCAGCGGCGGCGGCGGCCUCAGCGGCGGCCUCUGGGGGGCCCUCAGCCGCCCCGAGCGGGGAGAACGAGGCCGAGAGUCGGCAGGGCCCGGACUCGGAGCGCGGCGGCGAGGCGGCCCGGCUCAACCUGUUGGACACUUGCGCCGUGUGCCACCAGAACAUCCAGAGCCGGGCGCCCAAGCUGCUGCCCUGCCUGCACUCUUUCUGCCAGCGCUGCCUGCCCGCGCCCCAGCGGUAUCUCAUGCUGCCCGCGCCCAUGCUGGGCUCGGCGGAGACCCCGCCGCCCGUUCCUGCCCCGGGCUCGCCGGUCAGCGGCUCGUCGCCGUUCGCCACCCAAGUUGGAGUCAUUCGAUGCCCAGUUUGCAGCCAAGAAUGUGCAGAAAGACACAUCAUAGAUAACUUUUUUGUGAAGGACACUACUGAGGUUCCCAGCAGUACAGUAGAAAAGUCAAAUCAGGUGUGCACAAGCUGUGAGGACAACGCAGAAGCUAAUGGCUUUUGUGUAGAGUGUGUUGAAUGGCUCUGCAAGACAUGUAUCAGAGCUCAUCAGAGGGUAAAGUUCACAAAAGACCACACUGUCAGACAGAAAGAGGAAGUAUCUCCAGAGGCAGUUGGUGUCACUAGCCAGCGACCAGUGUUUUGUCCUUUUCAUAAAAAGGAGCAGUUGAAGCUGUACUGUGAGACAUGUGACAAACUGACAUGUCGGGACUGUCAGUUAUUAGAACAUAAAGAGCAUAGAUAUCAAUUUAUAGAAGAAGCUUUUCAGAAUCAGAAAGUGAUCAUAGAUACACUAAUCACCAAACUGAUGGAAAAAACAAAAUACAUAAAAUUCACAGGAAAUCAAAUCCAAAACAGAAUUAUUGAAGUAAAUCAAAAUCAAAAGCAGGUGGAACAGGAUAUUAAAGUUGCUAUAUUUACAUUGAUGGUAGAAAUAAAUAAAAAAGGAAAAGCUCUACUGCAUCAGUUAGAGAGCCUUGCAAAGGACCAUCGCAUGAAACUUAUGCAACAACAACAGGAAGUGGCUGGACUUUCUAAACAAUUGGAGCAUGUCAUGCAUUUUUCUAAAUGGGCAGUUUCCAGUGGCAGUAGUACAGCAUUACUUUAUAGCAAACGACUGAUUACAUACCGGUUGCGGCACCUCCUUCGUGCAAGAUGUGAUGCGUCCCCAGUGACCAACAACACCAUCCAGUUUCACUGUGAUCCUAGUUUCUGGGCUCAAAAUAUUAUCAACUUAGGUUCUUUAGUAAUCGAGGAUAAAGAGAGCCAGCCACAAAUGCCUAAGCAGAAUCCUGUCGUGGAACAGAAUUCACAGCCACCAAGUGGUUUAUCAUCAAACCAGUUAUCCAAGUUUCCAACACAGAUCAGCCUAGCUCAAUUACGGCUCCAGCAUAUGCAGCAACAGGUAAUGGCUCAGAGGCAACAGGUGCAACGGAGGCCAGCACCUGUGGGUUUACCAAACCCUAGAAUGCAGGGGCCCAUCCAGCAACCUUCCAUCUCUCAUCAGCAACCCCCUCCACGUUUGAUAAACUUUCAGAAUCAUAGCCCCAAACCCAAUGGACCUGUUCUUCCGCCUCAUCCUCAACAACUGAGAUAUCCACCAAACCAGAAUAUACCACGACAAGCAAUAAAGCCCAACCCCCUACAAAUGGCUUUCUUGGCUCAACAAGCCAUAAAACAGUGGCAGAUCAGCAGUGGACAGGGUGUCCCAUCAACUACCAACAGCACAUCCUCUACUCCUUCCAGCCCCACGAUUACUAGUGCAGCAGGAUAUGAUGGAAAGGCUUUUGGUUCACCUAUGAUCGAUUUAAGCUCACCAGUGGGAGGUUCUUAUAAUCUUCCCUCUCUUCCAGAUAUUGACUGUUCAAGUACUAUUAUGCUGGACAGUAUUGUGAGGAAAGAUACUAAUAUAGAUCAUGGCCAGCCAAGACCACCCUCAAACAGAACGGUCCAGUCACCAAAUUCAUCAGUGCCAUCUCCAGGCCUAGCAGGACCUGUUACUAUGACUAGUGUACACCCCCCAAUACGUUCACCGAGUGCCUCCAGCGUUGGAAGCCGAGGAAGCUCUGGCUCUUCCAGCAAACCAGCAGGAGCUGAUUCUACACACAAAGUCCCAGUGGUAAUGUUGGAGCCAAUUCGAAUAAAACAAGAAAACAGUGGACCACCUGAAAAUUAUGAUUUCCCUGUUGUUAUAGUGAAGCAAGAAUCAGAUGAAGAAUCCAGGCCUCAAAAUGCCAAUUAUCCAAGAAGCAUACUCACCUCCCUGCUCUUAAAUAGCAGUCAGAGCUCUACUUCUGAGGAGACUGUGCUAAGAUCAGAUGCCCCUGAUAGUACAGGAGAUCAACCUGGACUUCAGCAGGAGAAUUCCUCGAAUGGAAAGUCUGAGUGGCUGGAUCCUUCCCAGAAGUCACCCCUUCACGUUGGAGAGACAAGGAAAGAGGAUGACCCAAAUGAGGACUGGUGUGCAGUUUGUCAAAACGGAGGGGAACUCCUGUGCUGUGAAAAGUGCCCCAAAGUAUUCCAUCUUUCUUGUCAUGUGCCCACACUGACAAAUUUUCCAAGUGGAGAGUGGAUUUGCACUUUCUGCCGAGACUUAUCUAAACCAGAAGUUGAAUAUGAUUGUGAUGCUCCCAGUCACAACUCAGAAAAAAGGAAAACUGAAGGCCUUGUUAAAUUAACACCUAUAGAUAAAAGGAAGUGUGAGCGCCUACUUUUAUUUCUUUACUGCCAUGAAAUGAGCCUGGCUUUUCAAGACCCUGUUCCUCUAACUGUGCCUGAUUAUUAUAAAAUAAUUAAAAAUCCGAUGGAUUUGUCAACCAUCAAGAAGAGACUACAAGAAGAUUAUUCCAUGUACUCAAAACCUGAAGAUUUUGUAGCUGAUUUUAGAUUGAUCUUUCAAAACUGUGCUGAAUUCAAUGAGCCUGAUUCAGAAGUAGCUAAUGCUGGUAUAAAACUUGAAAAUUAUUUUGAAGAACUUCUAAAGAACCUCUAUCCAGAAAAAAGGUUUCCUAAACCAGAAUUCAGGAAUGAAUCAGAAGAUAAUAAAUACAGUGAUGAUUCAGAUGAUGACUUUGUACAGCCCCGAAAGAAACGCCUCAAAAGCAUUGAAGAACGCCAGUUGCUUAAAUAACAUGCAGCACCACUGGCUUGUGCUGGUUUUUAGAUUUUGUUUUCAAUAAACAUUUGUCAGUAAUUUAACAUCACUACAAAACUCUGAUCUCUGUUUUGGCCAUUUACUAGACUUUGAUUUCCUUAAUAACCCAUUUUUGUUAACCUCUUAUCACUAAGAAAGAAAAAGAAUAAAGAAGGAAAUGAAUGGAAGAACGAACAUGGAGGGAAGGCAGAAAGGAUGGAAGAAGGAAGCAUUGAAUAUGAAGACAUUCUUCCCACUUCUUGGAUUUUUAAACUACAAUCUGGAGUGAUGGCUACUGUAGAAAGGAAAUAGACUUUGUAUGAACUCUUAAGUUGAAAAGUAUAUGUGGUUUGGAUGUGUGCGCUAAUUCAGUUUUAGAAAUACCACUACCCGUGAAGUACAUGGCCUGACCUUAUGGGUUAGGCAUAGUAUACUGAAGAACAGUACUCCACAAACAUGGGUGGUAACAAGAGUUCCAUCCCAGGAGGCCAACCGGUGCAACAGAAGGGUAGAUUAGAUGCUAUUAAGAAGGCACCUAAUAGUACAUUACGAUGUAAGAGGGCAACUGUAUUAAAGAAAAAUCAGGAAAACAAACGUUUGAUGUUUUUGUUUUUGUCUAUAGAGAUAUUGGUAUAUCAGGUUUUUAAGGCCAUUUUUCAUAUAUUUCUAGAUCUAGAUUUUCAACUUCUUCCACUGAGGGAAGUAUACAUGUUUGGUUUUGCUGUGUGUCUAUGUGUGGUUUAACUAUACAGGUGAUCCUUUUACAACAGCCUCCUUGUUUGCAGUAUAGCUUUUAGUGGAACUACCCAAAAUAUAAAUACAGCAGUGUGCACUGUAUUUGAUGUGAGGUCUCUUCAUCAUAUACCCUACUGGGCAUUAAAUAUAAGUUCCUCUAAAAGGGACUCGUUUUUGUGGUUUUCAUCUGUCUAUAAUUUAGAAUGAAAAUGCGUUGUGGGAUUUUGGGAACAGGCAGUUGGGGGAAAUAGUGAAUUUUUUUUUCCUGAAGCAUCUAUCAAUCAUGUUUUUCUUUCAAGAGUCAGAUCACCACAUUUAGUCUUUGAUCUGACUUAAUUCGGAUUUUCCUGAUAGAGAAAUAAAAGACCUGUAUUCUGAGGGCAAGCAUAUUCUUCAUGGGCCAGACCUAGCCAGUUCAACUGAUAAAACUUUAUUCCUUUUACUUGUUCAUUGUUUUUUUUAGGAUCAGAUGAAAUGUCAAAGAAACGAGAUUAAGAUAGAAAAUUGCUGUGCCAUACACGAAUCCAGCAUUUGACAAAACACCUAUUUUUAGUUCACCAAAGUUAAUCUUCCUUUAUAAAACAUGAACUGGAGUAAAUUUGUCUCCUUAGGAUGAUAGAAUAAAAAGAGCUGACUUGAAAGAAGGCUAUUAAUUUGCAUUAUCUCACCCCUUAUAAAUUCAGCAUAGACGACUUGGUUUUAUCUACAUGGCUUUACUUAAAGUGGAAAGUAUUCUGUGGCUAAUUCAUUGGGUUUUCAGGUAUUGCUAAAGAUAAAAUACAAAAAGAAAAUAACUUGUUAGCAAUAGCUUCCCAUUUUUUACGUAUAGGUCUUAAUCAUAAUAUGUCAAUUAUAUAUUGUUAAAAAGUUCUAAUCACUUUUCCAGAUGUGUGUUACAUGGUAAUGUUUGUCACUGUUUUAAAAGAGGCAUUUGACAUUUGUUCUCCCAAGAGUGUUGGAAUGGAUUUUGGUAACUGUGCAUACACCUUUUGUCUUUCUUUGCGCUAGUAUUUUAUUUUUAGCACAGCAGCUGUGGAGCUUUUGCUAAUAAGUUAUUGGUAUCUUAUCAUCUGACAAUUUGUUCUUCCAUACUUGUCUCCCGAGUUAAAACAGCAAUGCAGAUAAAUUAUUUUGAGAAUCAUCACAAAGGGAGUUAGAACUUGUGAGAGUAAAACUAUAAUGUCCUAGUGAACCCCAAACUGUCACUAUUAUAUUCAGUGCCAUAUUUACCUUUUAAAACAGUAUUUGUUUCUCCCUAACAAUCUUUGGCUGAAUAAAAGGCAAAACCAUC
This is a messenger RNA of Callithrix jacchus (white-tufted-ear marmoset), 5532 nucleotides long. RefSeq names its product tripartite motif containing 24 (gene TRIM24). The record is from RefSeq and is a predicted model, not a curated record. Gene Ontology annotation, molecular function: zinc ion binding; protein binding. NCBI's taxonomy places the organism in Eukaryota, Metazoa, Chordata, Mammalia, Primates, Cebidae. Gene Ontology annotation, cellular component: chromatin.